Molecule: messenger RNA, 3021 nt
Organism: Cryptomeria japonica (Japanese cedar)
Lineage: Eukaryota; Viridiplantae; Streptophyta; Pinopsida; Cupressales; Cupressaceae
Product: AAA-ATPase At4g25835
Exons: 2
Coding region: 631-3021 (796 amino acids)
Molecular function (GO): ATP binding; ATP hydrolysis activity
Source: RefSeq, a predicted model, not a curated record
GUUUAUUCUUCGUUCAUAAGUUUUUAGCCCAUUAGAGCCUGGUAAUCCUUGUUGCAGAGAUGGAGUCGGAGAAGACGCUGUUUUGGUCGAUGAUGGGUUUCAUGUCCCUGCAAUCCAGAACUCUCCCCGACCUUCUCCACCAAAUGUACAACCUGUGGAAGAAGUAUCGAGACAAUUCAAGUGCAUACUUCAGCAUAGAAAUCCCUGAAUACGAAGAAUCCUCCCUUCACUGUCCCAACGAAAUAUACCGUUCUGUGCGAAUGUAUUUGAGCAGCCUUGAUGCAACAGCAAACGCUCCCACAGUCUCCAUAACACGCCCCAACCGAAACACCAAGCCUCUAUUUAACCUGCCCUCUCAACACACAGUCAAGGACGAGUUCCAAGGAGCUCAAGUAUGGUGGACACACCUUGUCGGGGCCAAAGAAACGCAGGAGAUAAGAGGUGAAAUCGAAAGAAGAAGCGAGGGAAAAUAUAUCCUCAAGAUUUCCAUCAAAAGAAACGCAGGAGAUAAGAGGUGAAAUCGAAAGAAGAAGCGAGGGAAAAUAUAUCCUCAAGAUUUCCAUCAAAGACAGAGCGAGGGUUUUAUCAUCCUACAUCGACCACAUUUCAGAGGUCGCAGACGACCUGCAGAUGCGCAGUCGAAAUACGAAGCUCUUCAGUAAUGCCAGUGGAGGUUGCUGUGCAAGUUGGGGCUCGGUGGCGUUCAGGAGCUCCUCCACCUUUAAAACCCUAGCCCUGAAACUCUCGCUUAAAGAGAAGAUUAAGCAGGAUCUCGACUGUUUUCUUCAAAGCAGAGAUUUUUACCGGAGGACAGGGCGGGCAUGGAAAAGGGAUUAUCUUCUGUACGGUCCUCCUGGUACGGGUAAAUCCAGUCUCAUCGCCGCCAUUGCUAACUACAUGAACUAUGAUGUUUAUGAUCUGGAGCUCACCAAGGUCUAUGACAAUUCCAUUCUCCGUCAUCUUCUGCUCGAGACUUCAAGCAAAUCUGUUAUUGUCAUUGAGGACAUUGACUGUGCUGUCAAUUUGCCCACCAAGGCAAUUAGCAGGGAGCCCUCUGAGUUUGAAAAGGAUGAGUAUUCGAAACAUGCUCGGCGAGGUAGAUCUGCCAUUACUCUUUCUGGUUUGCUUAAUUUUGCAGACGGGCUUUGGUCCAGUUGCGGUGAAGAGAGGAUCAUGAUUUUUACGACUAAUCAUAAGGAGCGACUCGAUCCUGCGCUGCUGAGAAGUGGUCGAAUGGAUAUGCAUAUACAUCUGUCUUACUGUGAAUUUGAGGCAUUUAAGCAAUUGGUUUUUAAUUACUUGGAUUUGGGGGAUCAUUUAUUAUUUUCGUCUGUAGAGGAGAAGAUGAAAUCUGGAGGGCGGCUGACUCCUGCAGACAUAUGUGAAAUUCUAAUUCGGAAUAAAUCUCAUCCUGAUUCUGCCAUUAAGGCCGUUAUUGAUGCUCUGGAUGGAGGAAGUUGCAGUGGAAGUGAGAAUGCAAUGGGCCCUUCUGUAGAUAAAGUGAAAGAAGAAUCGCCAUUGUCUCCGUCGUCACCAUCAGAGGAAGCACAAUCAUGCACCCACAGCCUGGUAAUCCUUGUUGCAGAGAUGGAGUCUGACAAAACAAUGUUGUGGUCGAUGAUGGGUGUCAUGUCGCUGCAAUCCAACGGCCUACCAAGUUAUCUUCACCAACUCUACAAGCUCUGGAAGCUCUACAGAGACAAUCUAGGCGCAUACGCCCACAUAGAAAUCCCCGAAUUCGAAGAAUCCUCAAUGGGAUGUUCAAACGAAAUCUACUAUUCUGUGGGAAUGUAUCUGAGCAGCCUAGAAGCAACAGCAAAUGCCCCACGAGUCUCCAUGACUCGACCCAGUCGAAACACCAAGCCAGCCUUCAAUCUGCCCUCUGAACACACCAUUAAAGACGAAUUCCAGGGGACCCAAAUAUGGUGGACGCACCAGCUCAAGACAGAUGAAAAGAAUGGCGGUCGAGACAGAGGAUGCAGGAGUACAGAGAGAAAGUAUGUUCUAAAAGUUCCGAACAAAGACAGAGCAAGGAUUUUGACAUCAUAUAUCGACCACAUUUCGAAAUUUGCAGAGGAUGUGCAGAGGUGCGGCCAGGAGAGGAAGCUCUUCAGCAAUAAUGAAAACCGAGCAAGAUGGAGCUCUGUGGCGUUCAAGCAUCCAUCGACUUUCGAAACUCUGGCCCUUGAUCCUGUUCUAAAGCACAAGAUUAUGCAGGAUCUCGACUGUUUUCAGCAAAGCAGGGACUUCUACCGCAGAACAGGGCGGGCAUGGAAAAGGGGUUAUCUUCUGUAUGGUCCUCCUGGUACGGGUAAAUCCAGCCUCAUUGCCGCCAUUGCUAACUACAUGAACUAUGAUGUUUAUGAUCUUGAGCUCACUAAGGUUUUCGACAAUUCAUGUCUGCGUGAGCUUCUGCUUGGAACUUCAAGCAAAUCUGUUAUUGUCAUUGAGGACAUCGACUGUGCUGCAAAUUUGUCCUCCAAGGCAAUGUGCAGGAGGCCCAGUAAGUCUCACAAGGAGGGGUCUAAACAAUCUCGACGGGGUUAUUCUACCAUUACUCUGUCUGGUUUGCUUAAUUUUGCAGAUGGGCUCUGGUCCAGCUGUGGUGAAGAGAGGAUGGUGAUUUUUACUACUAAUCACAAGGACAGACUUGAUCCUGCACUGUUGAGAAGUGGUCGCAUGGAUAUGCAUAUACUUUUGUCUUUCUGUGGGUUUGCUGCUUUCAAGCAACUGGUUUUGAAUUACUUGGAUAUGGAGGAUCACAAGCUUUUUGCGUCUGUGGAGGAGAAGAUGCAGUCUGGUGGGUGUCUGACACCGGCAGAGAUUUGUGAAAUUCUUAUACAGAAUCAAUCUGAUCCUGAUUGUGCAAUUAAGGCUGUUGUAGCUGCUCUUGAAGCCAAUCUUGCUGGCUCGGGCAUGGAUGCAGGGGACUCUGUGAAAAGUGAGAGUGAGAGUGAAUCUUCUGAGGAGGAGGAGGAGGAAGAAGAUCUGUCAUGUUCAUCAGAGGAGGAUGAUGAAUAA